Chironomus riparius is the source of this 2764-nucleotide messenger RNA. Lineage: Eukaryota; Metazoa; Arthropoda; Insecta; Diptera; Chironomidae. The record is from the annotation of a GenBank genome assembly.
CUCAAUUCGACCGCAUCGCACGUACAUUCAGAAGGAGUCGCGAAAUAAGAAAAAAAAAAAUAAUAAAAAGUUAAUUUAUUUUUGUUCUAUGUGUUGUAAAGAUUAAUUUUCUCAUCGGAGCGAGCAAACGCAGUUGGGAACAAAGAAGUUUAUAUAAAAAUAAAAAUUGUGUUUGUCUGUUUUGGAGAAAAUCUUUUGAAAUAAAUCAAAAUCAUUCCUUAAACUUUGGAAAUUUCUAAUAAUUGUGUGAAUAACAUGACAUUGAGGUGAUGACUAGUGAUGUACAGCACACAUUGUACAGUCUAAAUGCAAUGGGUUGAUUCACCAGAAAUCGAUAAUAGAAACAUUUUUUGGAGUGAGCCGACUAGUGAAAAUAAUUUUAAAAGUCUAAAUUACCGUAUCUUUAAAUAAUAAUUAUAUCAAAAUGCCAGCAGUAGUAUCAAAGUUCUUAUCGAACGCUGUGGACACGUAUGAGCGUCGAGGAAAAAACGUCGAAGUUAUCUCAAAGACUCUUUUAUCAACAGCCGUUCUUGCUUAUGUGAUAAAAAUAUCAUAUCCACACAUUAAGCGUAGAUUUAAUAAAGGAAAGAAGGCAGCAACAGCAAAUGGCAAUUGUGUGAAUCAUAAUAAUAACAAUAAUAAUAGUAUUGAUAAAUACAGCAAGGAUGAUAAAGCCAGUAAGAUUGCGAUUGAGAAAAUUAAGGAAAAAAAGCUUAAGAUCAUUGAACAAAGGUUGAAGCAACCUGGACUGAACUUAGAAUUUAUAAUGCAACUUAGAAAGCUCGUCGAGAUUAUGAUACCAAAAUUAGUAUGUCACGAAACUGGACUACUUAGUAUUCAUACAUUGUGCCUAAUAUCAAGAACAUUUCUGAGUAUUUAUGUUGCGGCCAUGGAAGGUGCGAUCGUCAAGUAUAUUGUUAGAAAGGAUGUCAAAAAUUUCGCAUGGAUGUUAAUGAAAUGGUUUGGUAUUGCAAUUCCAGCGACAUUCAUCAACUCCAUGAUCCGAUACUUAGAAAACAAAUUGGCUUUAGCCUUCAGAACACGUCUUGUAAAUCAUGCCUACAAACAAUAUUUUACAAAUCAGACAUAUUACAAAGUGUCGAAUUUAGAUGGAAGAAUAGAAAAUGCUGAUCAUCGAUUAACUGAAGACAUUUCUACAUUUGCGAGUUCCGUUGCACAUUUAUAUUCUCAUUUGACAAAGCCAUGCUUUGAUUUGAUGCUUAUUGGUCUAGCGUUAGCUCAAUCGUCUUAUGAAAUGAAAGCUAAUAUUGUCAACGGACCACUUCUUGGGUUCUUUGUAAUCAGCACAACUGCACAUAUAAUGAGAAUUGUUUCACCGAAAUUCGGUCAACUUGUGUCUGAGGAAGCUAAUCGUAAUGGCUAUUUACGACACAUUCAUUCAAGAAUCAUAACAAAUGCAGAAGAAAUUGCGUUCUAUGGUGGACAUAAGGUUGAACAUACACAACUAAGUGAAGCAUAUCGACGUCUGUGCAGACAAAUGAACACUAUUUAUUCACAAAAGCUGUGGUUUGUCAUGCUCGAGCAAUUCUUCAUGAAAUAUGUCUGGUCUGGAACAGGCUUAAUAAUGGUUUCUUUGCCAAUUCUUACAUCAAGUCAAAUUAGCAGCGAUGACAAAACAGGAAGUAAAGUUAGUGAACGUACACAGUACUUUACGACAGCUCGUAAUCUUCUCAUAUCAGGCGCUGAUGCUGUUGAAAGACUAAUGUCUUCUUACAAGGAAAUUGUCGCACUUGCUGGAUAUACAAGCCGUGUUGCUGGAAUGUUUCAAGUUUUUGAUGAUGUCUCGAAAGGAAUUUACCAAAAAACUCUCGUUGCUGAUGAAAGCACUACGCAAGGAAUUAUUGAAUUCAAGAAUGGACAACCAGUAGCUAAAGGACAAGUGUUUUAUGACGAAGAAAACAUGGCAAUCACAUUAAAGAAUGUUCCAGUUGUAACCCCGAAUUGUGACAUUGUUGUACCAAAUUUAACAUUAAGAAUAGAACCAGGAAUGCACUUAUUAAUUACAGGACCUAACGGUUGUGGCAAAAGCAGUUUGUUUAGAAUUUUAAGUGGUCUAUGGCCAAUUUAUGGAGGAGAACUUCACUUACCAAAAAGUUGUGAGGAAAAGCCUUGCAUGUUUUAUAUUCCACAACGCCCAUACAUGUCAAUCGGAAGCCUUCGAGAACAAAUUAUUUACCCUGACUCAAUCGAAGAUAUGAUUGAGAAGAACAUCACUGAGGAAAAGCUAAGGGAAAUUUUAAGAAUGGUGUCUUUAGAGCAUAUAGCCGUUCGUGAUAGCUUCGAUGAAGUUAAAGAUUGGAAGGAUACCUUGAGUGGCGGAGAGAAGCAGAGAAUGGCAAUUGCUCGACUGUUUUAUCACAAACCACACUAUGCUCUUUUGGACGAAUGCACAAGUGCAGUGUCAAUUGAUGUUGAAAGCUCCAUUUAUGAAACAGCCAAAAAUAUGGGAAUCACUCUUUUGACAAUUACGCAUAGACCAACUCUUUGGAAGUUCCAUUGUCACAUAUUAAAAUUUGACGGAAUGGGUAGCUGGAUAUUUGAGCACUUAAAAGAAGAAUAAAUCAGUUUAAUUAAGAUCAUUUUUAAAUGAAACAGAAAAAAAAGUUGUAAAAGUUUUAGUUAAUCUUUUGGGUAAAAUGACUACUACAUCACUGAAACAUUAAGCUGUGAUGUACAUAUGUGAAAUUUAUGUGAUUAAUAAAAAAAUUCUUUAUUUAAAUUAAAAACUGAACAUGGUUCAUAU